CGGAAUUCGCAUGAUUUACUUGCUGGUAAUAAUUUAAAUGAUAAUUUAAAGAAAAUUGUUUGUUUACAAAUUUAACAGAUUGUAGAAUAAAAUUAAAAGAAUUAAAGUGUCUUCAGGAAGCUGGAAUAAUGUCGCCAAUUCAAGAAAAACAAUUCAAUCUCAGCACUAUAUCGAAAAAGUUUACUGAAGAGACUUUACGAUUGAUCUUAAAUAAAGCUCUUGGAAGAGAUGACUGUUUAUUGGACCGAUGGAUAAUUGUCGGAGACGCUUGCAAUAAGGGAGAUGGAUAUUUGAGCGAAGUUGUUCGCAUGAAAGUUUAUGCAAAGUGUCCUGUUAGUAAAGUUGAAGAACAACAUUCAGUGGAUUUAAUUAUUAAAAGCCUUCCAUCAAAUAUUGGACGCAGAAAGUCGUUUAGAUCUACAGACUUUUUUAGAAAUGAAAUUGCCUUUUAUGAACAUGUACUACCAGCAUUCGAAAAGUUACAAAAAAGAAAUCAAGUAAACUAUAAUCUAUUUCCAAGAUGUUAUGCUUGGUUUUGUGAUGGAGAAGAAGACUUUUUGGCUCUUGAGGACUUAUCACCCGAUGGAUAUGCUUCACCAGUUAGACAAGAAGGACUCAAUAAUUUGCAAUGUAGAUUAGUUAUGCUAACAUUAGCCCAAUUCCACGCACUCUCUUAUGCUCUGAAGGAUCAGGAUUUAGGUGUAUACCAGAAUAUAACCGGAAAAUUAGAGGAAACUUACUUUGACGAAAAGUUUAGAGUUUGGGUUCAGGAUUUUCAUAAGGAUCAAAGAGCUUGCAUGUUAGAUGCUAUGGAAAAGGAGCUACCGAACACAAUAUAUCAAGAAAAAAUAUAUGAAUUUACAAAUGAACAUUUCUUUGCAAAUAUGAUUAAAAUGGCAACAACUAAAGGUCAAUAUUCAGUUAUAAACCAUGGCGACAGCUGGACUCCCAACUUUUUAAUAAAAUAUGCUUCUGAAAAUCUUCAAAAAGAUGUUCCAAAACAUGUUAAACUUAUAGACUUUCAAUUGGUCAGAGAUGCUUCACCUAUUUUAGAUCUAAUGUUCUUUUUCUAUUCGGGCACCACUGAGGAUUUGAGAAAAUAUCAUUUUAAAGAUUUAAUUCAGUAUUAUUAUGACAGCUUAUGCUACUCAAUUAAAGAAUUGGGAGCAGACCCAGAAAAAAUGUAUCCAAAAAAUGCAUUUCAUGAUGAGUUAAAAAUAUAUUCAAAAUUUGGUUUAGGAUUCAGCUUAGAAUCAGUGCCAUUCACUCUUAUGAAAAAUGAUGAUGCACCAGACUUGGAUAUGAUAGAGAGCGAUGAUGCUGUGCCUAUAACAACAGUAUGGAAAGUACGUCCAAUUGCUCAUAAAGAAGGUCGUUUAAGAUUAGUGGAUAAUGUUCGGCAUGCAGUUGAUAAUGGCUAUUUAUGAUAAUUUAGACUUUGUGAUUAAAACUUUACAAACUGAAUUGAAUUAAGUUUAUUUUUGAUAGAAUGUGAUUGCUGGGAUUUUUAUUCCAUAUCAAUAUAAAUCCAUAUUAAUGAAUAAUAAUUAAAUUG
Ctenocephalides felis (cat flea) is the source of this 1555-nucleotide messenger RNA. RefSeq lists its product as uncharacterized. The record is from RefSeq and is a predicted model, not a curated record. The coding region runs from base 129 to 1427 and encodes 432 amino acids. NCBI's taxonomy places the organism in Eukaryota, Metazoa, Arthropoda, Insecta, Siphonaptera, Pulicidae. The transcript is spliced from 11 exons.